Messenger RNA from Cottoperca gobio, 4182 nucleotides. RefSeq names its product zinc finger protein 462-like. Gene Ontology annotation, biological process: regulation of gene expression. Bases 306 to 4154 code for a protein of 1282 amino acids. The transcript has 4 exons. Gene Ontology annotation, cellular component: nucleus. The record is from RefSeq and is a predicted model, not a curated record. Lineage: Eukaryota; Metazoa; Chordata; Actinopteri; Perciformes; Bovichtidae.
AAAUCUGGUUGCACAAUUAAAGCACGAGUGUUUGGUGUGAUUUUCUUUUCAAAAGGUCGAAGAUCCCAAAGGAUCUGUCAGAAAUAACGCCACCUCGAGGUUAAGUGACUGUCGGCGGAAGUGAAGUGAAAUCCAAUGAUGUGUUUGUUGUUGGAGCGGAAGCACAAGCCAGAGAGAGUUGUACUCGCGGGAAAAAUGGCGGAAAUGUAUCGUCUCCUAACAUUAUCAACAUCAGCGAUUCAAAAUAUUGCAAUAUAAACAUAGUCCGGGAUUUGUCGACCUAAGUGAGUCACAGCUGCGUCUUCAUGUGUGAGGCUGUGUUUGGAGAGGAAUGCAAGAUGCAACAAGAUUCAAUUAACUUUUCCUCAUCUGGCCACAUGACAGAGAAUCAAGUUAUCCCUCAAGAAUCCACAAUCAAGUCUUUCCAGUGUUGUCACUGUCCUCUCCUCUUCAAAUCCAAGGUCUACCUUUUUGAACACCUCAACACGGUGCAUGGCUUUGAUGUAGAUGCUGCUCUCAAAGAGGCUGGUUUGAAAUACCCUGGUAAUAACAAAGCCAACACUGACAACAACUGUACACGUUCAGGAGAUGAUUUUCAAUGCCAGCACUGUGAUUUUAUAGCGUGUAGUUGGGAUGUUUUAAACGAUCAUGACAAACAAUGUCACAAAAAAUUAGAAGAUCAGAAUGUGAUAGGAAAUCUAAACCCAGGGGCCAAGAUAACUGUCAUCUCAACAAACCAGCACAGUGGAGCUGCAGGAGCAAAAGAGACUACCCCCUCUUUUUCAGUUAUGUCUACCUCAAAUUCUAAGUACGCAAUUGUUUCGUCAAAAGAUCUGAAGACAUACAAGAGGCCAUUGCAAACAAUUACCAAGUACUUUGUGGCAACAUCUGGACCAAAUGUGAAACCCGCAGUGAAGUUAGCUGAUAGCUCAGAGCUUCCAGACAGCACCAAAGGAACCAUCAUUUUGCAAGAAUCUCCCUCAAGCUCUAGCCCAAACAGUAGUGGUGUGUUUAAAGUCACUGCAAAGUCCUUGAUUGAUAUCACCCAUGUGUCUCAACGUUUUUUGCUAGAUGACCACCUUUUAAAUACUGACCUGAGACCACCAAAGCCCAAGGAACAAUCAAAAGAGACAGUUCCUAGCAACGCUGGCAAGAGGACCAACAAUGAAAGCUCAAAAAGUCCUCCUGCUAAAAAAGCAAAGUCAGACAACGAGACGAAGCCCCCGGAGGAAGCAAGCGCAAGUAAACAGCAACCAUCGAGCAACACAGAGAUCUCAUUUGACUUUAGUGAAGAUGAAGGAGAAAAGAAGCUUCCGUUUACCACCGAUGUGUUGAAGGCUUUGAAAAAACAUUACAAGAAAAAUCACCUAAUACAUGCGGUGGAUAAUUCCUUGAUGUACUGCAGAUAUUCGGCGACUGGAUGCCAUGAAGGAUCAUCUCAGUCGAACAAAUGUGAAAAAGCACUCGGUCCAGAAAGACGAGGAGGGAUUUCUCCUGAGAGUGCCUGUUCAUCAAAUAAGGAAGUCAAAAAUCCACCCUCACCCCAACAUCCCAUCUCCCCUGGAGCAGAUGUGGGCUUCUAUCAUUGCAACACCUGCAAGUUUAGUCAUAAGUCAGUUGUUGUUAUGCAUGUCCACUACCAAAAAAGCCAUCCCGGUAAAGAAGUUACAAUGGACAAAAUCAAGUCAGCUCAUGUCACGUCACAUAGAACAUCACAGAAGAUUCCAGAUAAGACUCCAAACCCUGUGGCAAUCACUGGAACAUCUGCACAUCAAAUGAACAUCUCAGAUACUUUUAAGAAAACAAAAGACAAAGCUGAGCUGUCACAGCGUAAGCACGCAGCAGAAGAUUCUAAGACUCAUUCAGAGUCUCCCAAAACUAUGAAAGCGGAAUCUGCGGAAGACGGAAAUAAAGGCAAGCGGUCGCCUUCAAAACGAAUGAGAGAAAGGGAAAGUUUAACCCGCAUUUCACCUAUUAAAUUGUUCUACUGCCAGUUUUGCAGUUAUUCAAGCACCAACAUCAAAAGCGUUGUUGGUCAUCAUAACGCAAAACAUGCUGUGCAUGCACUAACAUGUAUUGAAGAGAUCUUAAGUUAUAGUGCUGAGGUGCAGAAAAAUAAACUUCAAAGUGAAGCUGAGGCCUCCCCAAGUACUAAAUCUUCAAAUACUAAAACUAAUAAACAAGUUAAAGUAUAUAGUGAAAAAGUUCAACAUGAAGAAGAGAAUGUUUAUGCGUGUGCAGAAAACUUGUUUUACUGCCAGAAAUGCAACUAUGGAAAUCCAUCUGUAAAAGGUGUAGCAAACCAUCAUUGCAAAAUUCACCGAAGUCUACAUUACAGCAGGGAACGCACUCUUGAACAUACAGCUUUGAUUCGGGAUGAAAUUGAAAAAUCUAAAUCUCAAGCAAAGGACUUCCCCUUCUCUACACGUCUACCUCUCCCUCUUAUAAAUGAGGGCGAUGAAGAUAUGUUCUUCUGCCACUUUUGCAACUAUAGGCAGUGUACUAAGGAGUAUGUACUGCGGCAUUACGUCAAAAGACAUCGGGGAUUUAUGGUUACGGGCGAACAAGUUUGUCUGUAUACCUCUGUGGUUCGUGAAAAGACUCAGAAAUCGCACCUAAAAACAACUGCAAAUCAAGAAGUCGAUCAUUUCAAAGUAAAGGAAAAUAAAAAAGCAGAAAAGCUUGGCAAAUCCGUCUCAGUUUCAGCCGCACCCUCAGUGACACCCUCACAAACACAGAGGACCCUUCAGUGCUAUAGAUGCGCAUACAGCACUCAAUAUGUGUGUGUUUUGAAGAGGCAUAUAUGGAAAGUCCACAGGGCAAACCGCACGGUCUCGAAUGUUUUGAGAAAGUGUUACAAACAAGGAUCUUUGCAGACGGGGUAUCACUGUGACAUGUGUGUUUUCUCUCACAAAGAUGCAGCAGUAGUUUAUGAACACUACCAUGAGCAACACCCAGGACGUAAGCCGAGCCUUGAUUACGUGACUAAUCAGUUGUAUGUCGGUCCCAAACUUCCUAAAAGGAAGAAACCUCAAAUAAAUCACAGCGAUGACACGGAUGGCAGAUCACCAUCUCAGAAACCUGGACAAAACGAAAGCAAGACUUAUUCGUGCAGAGCAUGUUCAUUUAAAGGCAGCUCAUUGUCAAUCCUCGCACGCCACUACCGUGACGUUCAUCCGUGGUCUGUGAAAGAAGACGGCUCGGUCCUGGGUGUCGUCAAAAACAAGAGACCAAGUGCGAGCAGGCUGGUGGAAGACCACAAUAAAUUGUCUGGGUCAUUCGAAACCUACCAGGUACCUCUUGAAUUUGAUGAUUCACCUGGUUUGUCUCCUGAAGAAACAGCAUCUUCCGAAAUGCUCACGUGCCCUAACUGCCCAUCAAAGUUUUACACCCAGCACGGUCUCAACACUCACUGUGGAAUGAAACACCAUGAAGCUGUAAAUGAAAACGCAGAGGAACCGCAAGAGCAAAUCCAAACACGCAUGUAUGUCUUUAAGUGUCCACAUUGUAGCUACGUGAAUACCAAUUAUCAAGGAGUUCUCACUCACUGCCAGAUGAUGCAUCCUGCCCUCGAAUCCAGGGCGGACAAUUUUCAUUUGGAUGAAGCACAUUUAUCCAACUGGGAUGACUGUUUGAAAAGAAAAGGUCCCGGCAAUCCUGGGAAUUUGAAAAUUAGUGGCUACAUGUGUUUAGACUGCCCACACAUCUGCUCAACGCUGGAGAAGCUGAAAAAGCACUGCGAGAAGGAGCAUACGGAGACGCCCACACCAUCAGCUGUGAGCAAACUAAAACAAUAUAGGACUCUAAGCAAUCGGCUACCAGUAUCACAGGUUUCCUUUUUAAGUAAGAAAGUGUAUGCAGUGGUUAGGUGCCAGUUCUGUGCUUACUGUUGCAGCACAAAACUUGCGCUCGGUCGACACAUGCUCGUUCACCACAGGAAGGCGCCUGCUGCCAAGGUUCAGGAAUCUGUGUUCAAGUGCAUCUUGUGUUCCAAUUCCUAUUUCACAAAAAAGCGUCUAAGAAGCCAUUAUUUUAAUAAACACGGAAGGGACAGCUUCUUAGAAUACUUUGCACCGGUAUACAAGAAGGCCGACGAGAAGCCAGAGCCCACAUCUCACGACCCUUUAACUCAGGCAACAAGAAAACACUGGUGAGGCAUUUGAAUCUAGCACGACGGCGGAG